Molecule: messenger RNA, 1873 nt
Organism: Corythoichthys intestinalis (scribbled pipefish)
Lineage: Eukaryota; Metazoa; Chordata; Actinopteri; Syngnathiformes; Syngnathidae
Product: mitochondrial glutamate carrier 1-like
Exons: 10
Coding region: 520-1524 (334 amino acids)
Biological process (GO): L-glutamate transmembrane transport; aspartate transmembrane transport; malate-aspartate shuttle
Molecular function (GO): L-aspartate transmembrane transporter activity; L-glutamate transmembrane transporter activity
Source: RefSeq, a predicted model, not a curated record
UGUUUGUGUUAUAUUGUUCAGUGUUCACUUUUCCAGCCAGAAGAUGAAUUGAACCGAAUGGUGGCCACAGCUCUCAUGGAAGUGCUUUCAAGAUUGUCCUUUUCUGGCAUCUGGUGGUUUGAAUUAGAAUCGCCAUACAGGUAUUCUCGUUUGCAGCAGGUCUUAUCUUGAGCCUGUGCCUCCCCUGCUAAUUCUCUACUGUUUAGUUCUAAUGUUGAAAUGUUUGCACUGACCUACCCUAAAGUGCUCACAGUCAGACAUGCCUGGACCAACUGACUGAUCAAGUUAUCAAUCAAUUGAUCAUGCAAAACAGUUUCUACUACUGGAAAGGCUGAUGACUAUCCCGGCUCCAUUUCCUGGCUAGCAUGGCAGGGGGCGGAGAGUGAUGAGAGUGGAAUUCAUCCCUGGAGCCUCUGGGGUGGACCUGUCUAUAUAUACAACUCAGAGCCUCUCUUGGCUCUUGCCUUGCUCAGCGCCUUUCCAGGACCCUCAGCUGCUCGUCUUGUUCAACCCAAAACCAUGGCCCAUCAGCAACACAUGAGCCUUCCAGCCAAACUGAUUAAUGGAGGGGUUGCAGGCAUGGUUGGAGUCACCUGUGUAUUCCCAAUUGACCUGGCCAAGACACGUUUGCAAAACCAACGAAGCGGACAGCAACUAUACAAAAAUAUGAUGGACUGUCUUAUAAAGACAGUAAAAUCUGAGGGUUACUUUGGCAUGUAUAGAGGCGCUGCUGUCAAUCUCACCCUAGUGACUCCAGAGAAGGCCAUUAAACUAGCUGCAAAUGACUUCUUUCGCCACCAGCUAAGCAAAGAGGGUUGUAAGCUGACGGUUUUCAAGGAGAUGUUGGCUGGGUGCUGUGCGGGAAUGUGCCAGGUUGUUGUCACCACACCUAUGGAGAUGCUCAAGAUCCAGCUUCAGGAUGCCGGCAGGCUUGCCGCGCAGCAGAGGGUGAUGCCUAGUGUGGUAACAAGUUUAAAGAUGGGUGGAACCAGUGCUGUCCUCAGUCGUUCUUAUAACGCCAGUGCUGCGCCUCAGGCUAGGACAGUUUCAGCCACACAGAUAACGAAAGACCUGCUGAAGACCAAAGGUGUAACAGGGUUGUACAGAGGACUUGGGGCCACAUUAAUGAGGGACAUUCCCUUCUCAGUUAUCUACUUCCCUCUUUUUGCUCACUUGCACCAGCUUGGACAGCAUUCAACAGAAAACCCAACAGUGCCCUUUUAUUGGUCCUUUGUCUCUGGAUGCACGGCUGGAUCUGUUGCAGCAGUUGCUGUCAGCCCUUGUGACGUGGUCAAAACAAGACUACAAUCCCUGAAAAACGGAACUAACGAGGAAACAUACAAUGGGGUGGUAGAUUGCAUCAGGAAGAUCAUGAGAAAAGAGGGUCCCUCUGCUUUUCUAAAGGGGGCCAGUUGUCGAGCCCUUGUCAUCGCGCCCCUUUUUGGCAUUGCGCAGGUCGUGUAUUUUGUAGGUGUUGGAGAGAUUUUGCUCGGUUACACACCUCAUAGCAUCUAUUCAGCAUAGACAAGCUAUAUACUGGACCCUCUGACAUCCCAUAAAUGAAGGGGAACAAAAGUCAUGUGUCCUCCAUUUUAUUAUUCCAUUGCCCAACUCUAAAAUUAGGUCCAGUAUUUGAACAAAGAUUCAGAGGCUGUGCCGAAUCCAAGCCACUUGCUCACUGACCCACUUUCGAUAUGACAACUGUAAUUUUGACAUUGUGCACAACAAUGAUCGAAUGCUCUUUAAUUGUCACCGCCCCACUACGAUGCACUCACACAGUGAUGAAAUUAAGAAUGAUACCACUGUAAAUAUGUUUCAUAUUUUAGUAAAAUUGUAAUGUCGAUGUAAUAAUAAAUUCUGGUUCGCUGUUUAA